UCAGCCUCUUCGCAGGCAGCCGGUCGGGCAGCGCAGGCAGCAGCUGCAGCAGCCCGGCUUUCCUCUCACCUGUGGGGCAGGAGCCCCGGCCGGUGCUCCCCUCUCCACCAUGAUCCUUUGGCUGUGGCUCUGCUGGGGCUUCUCCAUCUCAGCAGGGCAGCCCGACUCGGAGCUGAUGGCGAGGUACCUGGAGGAGAAGCUGUUGGCAGACUACAGCAUCAUGGAGCAAGUUGCACGCCGUGUUCCAAGACAGGCCAAAUUUUUGCAGAGGCUGGAAACCAGGCCUCGGAUGUCUGAAUUCACUGUGAAGUCCACCAUCAUUUCUCGGUAUGCUUUCACCACGGUGUCGUGCACGAUGGUGAACAGUGGAUCUGAGGCACGUGAAGCUGUGUUUGAGAUGCAGAUCCCAGCUGCAGCCUUCAUCUCCAACUUUACCAUGUUCAUUGGCAACAAGACUUAUUAUGGAGAGGUCACAGGGAAAGACAAGAAACACAGCAGCGAUGACAAAGCAAGGCAGAAGAAACCUCCAGGUCCUACAGAUGGAAGGGAGAAUGGCUAUGAGACAUUCAAAGCUUCUGUCUUCAUUCCUCGCAAGAUGCAGGCCAAGUUCCUACUGCAUUAUGAAGAGCUUUUGCAAAGGAGACUGGGCAAAUAUGAGUACACGGUCAGCAUCCGACCCCAGCAGCUUGUGGGGAGGUUACGAGUAGAGGUCAACAUCCUGGAAAACUCAGGCAUAGUUUCACUGGAAGUGCCUCCUCUUCGAAACAGCAAGCAUAAAGGCAAUGGGAAAGUUGCAGGUGAUGUUUCUCCUCCUCCUUCUACUGUAGUUGGACACACCAAAACCUUAGCUAAAGUUACAUUCAAUCCCAGUGUUGUCGAGCAAACAAGGAUCGCCCGAAAUGGAAUUUUGGGAGACUUCAUAAUUAGAUAUGAUGUCAAAAGGGAGCUGAGUGUUGGGGAUGUUCAGAUCCUUAAUGGGUAUUUUGUGCACUACUUCGCCCCCACAGAUCUGCCUCCAUUGCCAAAGAACGUUAUAUUUGUGCUUGACAGCAGUGCUUCCAUGGUGGGAACAAAACUGAAACAGACUAAAGAAGCUCUCUUCACAAUUCUCCAGGACCUAAGGCCUGAAGACCACUUCAAUAUCAUUGGUUUUUCCAACCGAAUAAAGGUCUGGCAGCAGGACCAGCUGGUGCCAGUAACUCCAAACAACAUAAGAGAUGCCAAAAAGUACAUUCAUAACAUGUCACCUACUGGAGGGACUAAUAUUAACAGUGCUCUCCAGACUGGUGCAAAGCUGCUGAAUGAUUACAUUGCUCAGAAUGACAUUGAUGCCAGGAGUGUCUCUCUGAUCAUCUUCCUCACGGAUGGGAGGCCCACUGUUGGGGAAACACAGUCAUCCAAAAUCCUCAGCGACACCAAGAAUGCCAUCCGUGAUAAAUUCUGCCUCUUCACCAUUGGCAUUGGCAAUGAUGUGGAUCACAAGCUGCUGGAGAGGAUGGCACUGGAGAACUGUGGCAUGACUAGGCAUUUUCAGGAGGAUGAGGAUGCAGCCAGCCACCUCAAAGGGUUCUAUGAUGAAAUAGGAACACCCCUUCUCUCUGACAUCCGUAUUGAUUACCCUGAAGACAAUGUGGAGCAAGUCACCCAGAACUUCUUCCCUAACUACUUCAAUGGCUCUGAAAUUAUAAUAGCUGGCAAACUCAUCAAUCGCACCUCAGAUAGUCUCCAUGUGGAGGUGACUGCUAGCAACUCCAAGAAGUACAUUCUCCUCAAAACAGAUGUGGCUAUUGACCUUCCAAGUAGGAAUGACAUCAGAGGUAUUCCUGGCCUGGAAGAUAGCAAUGGUGAUAACAACUACAUAGAGAGGGCAUGGAGCUAUCUCACCAUCAAGGAAUUGCUUAACGCUCGGUUGAAGAGCGAUGACAAUCAGGAAAGAGAUAAUUUGAUGGAGAAAGCCAAGUCAAUGGCCCUGACUUACAAUUUUGUUACUCCCUUCACUGUUCUGAAGAUGAGGGAGGCUGGACUGGAUUCAGAACAACCUCAAGAGGAGUUAAUCAGCCCUUCCACUGAUGGCAUCGGUGAAAAGUUGCAGAGCUUGCAGGGACACAAGGCACCACCAGGUAUACGCAGACAGCAAGAUAAACAAAGAAUUAAAAUCUCCAAAACUUCAGCGGAUGGAGACCCUCACUUCGUCAUUGAUUUUCCUUCCAGCAAGUUCUCUGUCUGCUUCAAUAUAGAUGGAGAACCAGGAGACAUUCUCCGACUGGUCUCUGAUCAUAAGGAAUCUGGUGUAACUGUGAACGGGCAGUUAAUUGGAGCUCCUGCACCACCCAACGGCCAUAAGAAGCAUCGGACUUACUUCAGUACCAUCACCAUCCUCAGCAAUAAGCCAGAGAGGUCUUACCUGGAGAUCACACCCAAAAGAAUCAUCCUGGAUGAUGGGGAAAGACUUCUCCUGUCCUGUGAUCGGAGCGCCGUCGUGCGAAGCAGCAGCCUUGAGGUCUCCAUCUCUGCCAAUGCCAACAUCACUGUGACGAUAAGAGGCACAAUCAGCUUCGUCAUCCUCAUCCACCAUUACAAGAAGCCAGCCCCGUAUCAGAGGAAUCACCUGGGAUUCUACAUCUCCAACAGCAAAGGUCUCUCUUCUGACUCCCACGGGCUACUGGGUCAGUUCUUGAACAACGAAGUUAAACUUCUUCAGGAAUCCCUAAACACAAGUCAUCAGCAGGUUGGUCAGAACCAAACCAAAGCAUUAAAGCCAAACCCUACAAACACCCUGAAAGUGAAGGGCAGGCUCAUUCCUGUGGUGUGGAAGCAGAGGAGGAUCUACAAUGGGCAGCAGGAAGUUGACUGCUGGUUUGCCAAAAACAAUGCAGACAAACUGAUCGAUGGGAGCUAUAAAGACUAUUUGGCUUCCCAUCCUUUUGACACAGGAACCAGCUUUGGGACAAUUAACAGCCUUUAAGACUGACCACAGCAAAGCACUGUAGCAGCAUGUGUGACAGUGGUUCCCUUCUGAAGCCUCUAGAGCUAGGAAUCUUACGAGUAUUUCUUUACUUUAUGGUGCCAAAGAAACCAAGGCUUUUUGCCUUUGGAAAUCAGCACUCUCUCUUUCAUGCUAGAUGAACAUUGUUUCUCAAAGUCCUGAAGACAUGGAGGUUGCAGGGGGAAGGGUUGAGGACAUGGUUAAAGGCAUGAUUGGUGCUCUCCCAGUGGAAGGGGAGGGAGAAAUGGGCCAGCACUUGUAUCUAACAGUGCAGAGAGCAGCUGGCCUGAAAAUAAACCCAUGUGGGGAUCUGUGCAAUACCCCAGGGGCUGGUGAGGCCCUCAGUAAGAGGCACAGAGCACAGUGCCUAUCUAGAGAGGUGAUACACUUUGCAAACAAGUGACUGGUCCAGCCACGGUCCCUGGGGAAAGAAGAGAGAGAGAAGAGAGGUAGGUGGAUAUCCAUCUGCAGUGACCCACUAGCAUCAAAGAGGUAACAAAGAACUCAAAACCUUAAAUCAACAGGCCACAACAGGGUAUUGCUUUCUUGGUAAUUGGGAUGGAAUCUGAAUUUGCCACCAAGCAUGAUGUUCCCUCAACUGCUACAGCCCUUUAAACCAGUGGUGAAAACCUUCAUUGCUGUUGCAGUGCACAGGCUGCAUGUUUAGAAAGCACCUCUGGCCAGCAACAGGAGUUGUGCAGGCACCCAUUCCAUGAAGCAUCUCAUUUAAAUCACAUUGCAAGUUCAGUGAUUUGUUGAGUCUUGACUCUCUCAGAGAGAAACAAAGUUCCCCUGUAAACUUCCAGCAGACUUGCCACCUCCUUGAGCAGCAGCACUUCUGCUUAGCAGAGAUUUAAAUUCUCUAAAGGAUGAUGAACCAGCACCCAGGAUAGCUUAUGACCCUACAAAACAACCUAUUGAAUUUAGACUAGACACUUCUAGCUGCUUUUCUAAUCGAGGAGGAAGUCUUUAUUUAUUCCAAAUUGUCAGAAAUUUUUCAUCCCAAUUUCCCUGGCUCCUUCUUCUUCCUUACACAGCAGGAAUCUGGCAGCAGGAGGUUACAGAAGGGUCUGCCAGCCACCCCCACUGCAGGUGGUGCUGCUCUGCAAAGAAAGCUCCAAACCCAGGCUGCAAGGCUGUGGUCUAUUUAAAGUGAGGCAACACUGAAUAAAGCUGUAGAGCAGCCACAGGGGAGUUUGCUUAGUAAAGAACUUGGCCAGAGAGGACUUUGACAACCACAAAGACAUUUACAUGCCAAGGCCAAACUGAGCUCAUGUAUUCCAGGACUGAAAGCAAGGAGGGCGGGUGUGGAAGCAUCUCCAGGAGCUAAAUGAUACCCAUGUGUUAGAAAAAAACAGAGUUGCCAAAGACCUACAGAAAUAGGUUCAAUCUUGACUGAUUUUUUUUUUUUUUUUUCGUAUUUAAAAAUUAAAUAAUAUUGUUGCUGA
Molecule: messenger RNA, 4434 nt
Organism: Apus apus (common swift)
Lineage: Eukaryota; Metazoa; Chordata; Aves; Apodiformes; Apodidae
Gene: ITIH5
Product: inter-alpha-trypsin inhibitor heavy chain 5
Exons: 14
Coding region: 110-2965 (951 amino acids)
Biological process (GO): hyaluronan metabolic process
Molecular function (GO): serine-type endopeptidase inhibitor activity
Source: RefSeq, a predicted model, not a curated record